Molecule: messenger RNA, 1347 nt
Organism: Symbiodinium pilosum
Lineage: Eukaryota; Dinophyceae; Suessiales; Symbiodiniaceae
Source: the annotation of a GenBank genome assembly
AUGCUGCGGCGAGCUGUAGAGGUGGCAGAUGCCUACUUUCCGCCGGAUGCAGGCCUUUCCCGGCGCACUUUGCUGAGCGCCAUGUGGCAAAUUUUUCCACAGGUGCAGAACGCGAAGAGUGCUGCGGCCCGGACCCAUUUCGAGCUGCAGAACUUUGACGAGGCUUUGGCUAUGGCUUCUGCAGUCCUCCAAGCCUCAUCGACAGCGGAUGCGCAGACCAAUGCGAGUCUGAUUCAGGGCGCGGUGCAGGUUGUGACAGGACGCGGCAAGGCUGUCAGCUUCGACGAGCUGUCGUCGCCAGAUGCCAAGUGCAUAGCAUGUCUCAAUGAGAUCGUUGGUGAGACUGUCACUGACGAAGGCUCUGGUGCUCCACCCACUGCUUCGAGACUGGAGGAUUCGCCUCUUGCGGGCAUUGUGGGCCUCAGGGAAGAUGACAUUGAGAUUUCGGCUCCAAGCCGCUUGGUCCUGCGCUGCACCUUGGGCGAGCUGGCGGCGCGUGGAGGUGUAGACGAGCCGUGGGUGCGGCAAGCCCUUGUUGCAGCUCUGCAGGACUUUGACACUGUGCAGCCGACAGAUCCAACUUUGCGGCCUCUCGUUUUCCGAGCUCUCACAGCCCUAGCAGCGGUCACAAAUCAGAAGGGUGAUGCUAUCACUGCGGAAGGACUUUUCCACACAGCCUUGGAUCACGCGGGCAAGUACAAGAUUCCUGGGCAGCGCGCUCAGACUUGGAGGUCGUGGGUUUCGGAGGGCUUCGCGAAGAUGCUGUCCGAAGGCCGCCAUGCCGAGCAACGGAAGAAAGAGAUCGAGGCGCUGCAGGCGGAAGUGGGGGACUCCUCAUUGGCGGUUCAGCGUUGGGCUUUGCUGUACGUUCCGCCACCUGUGCUUUCAGGCGGCCUACUGGUCACGCAAAUGCUGACCUUUGCUUCACUAGCGCAGAAGCCGCAUGUGAUAUUGGAGGGGAGCCACGCUUUACAGAACCUGCACCGGGACUGGAAGGAGACCUCCUUGGUGGACACUUGCAUUGCGGGCUGUGUUGGCCGAAAACGUGCCUGGCUUGCCCCCGAUGAAGUUACACCGCGCGAGGGCGACAGCUCUCGACCGGCCUUGGACUUGGGUUGGCUACGGCCACUGAGGGGUUUGCCAAACGAAGAUGCCUGGCAAGCCAUGGAGGCACAUGCUCAGAACCCAAAUGUCUGCGGCGGAGCCAUGGACAUCACUCCUGGUAUGUUUGUCUUCAUUCCCCAUGGUUGGUGGCACGCCCUGCGGCCGCUGGAUGAUGUGACCGUCAUAACUGGGCCGUCGAAGCUUUCCCACCACUACCACACAGAAGAGGCGGGAACAACAUGA